GCAAAUAAAAAAAAACAUACAUAUGUUUCAUGGAUGUUGUGUUGUAUGAACAAUUGUUAAGUUCCACCAACUCCAACCAAGCAAAACCGACAACUUUAUGCUUUUCUAUAAAGGACACGCAGACGAGAGUAAAAAUUUUACAUAAAAAUCUCAACUAAAUAAAAAAAUAAAAUCUAAAUCAAACCAAAGCAAAGGGAAAAUUAACUGAAAAGAUUUGCUACAACAAUUAACAGCAACAAGCUCCUGUAGAGGAGGGAGUAAUGGGAAAAAGGAACAAGUUUUACCAAGGCAACAAAUAGAAAAACAAAUACAUACAAAACAACUUUUGCUAGGAAGUAAAAGGGAAGAUGUUAAACAGAGAAAAAAGCAGAAGCUAAACAAAAAUUUUCAUUUGAAUAAAUAAUAACACUUAAGGCAACAACAAAAACAACAACUAUAGCAACGAUAAUAAUAACAACAAAAACAACUAAACAAAAAAAUCUCUACGAGACUAAAAGCCCACAGUAGUACCUUUGACAACAACAAGCAAGAGCACACAAAUACACACAAAAAACAAAGCAAAUAGAGGCAAAAAACAAAUAAUGGGAAACGGAAAUAAAAUAAAGACAAAUUGAACAAGGAAGUUAAAAGUUCAAUUGUGGAGAGACUAAUACUACUUAAGGCAAAUGUUAGCAGCUGAGAGAAUUACAACAACAAAAAAGCGUUAAAGAAAAAAUAAUUACAAAAGAUGAUGGUGAAAAAUGUCAAUUAGACUUUAAGCCAUAACCCAGUACCAAUUUUUAUAAAGUACUUGAGGUUACAGGAGGGGUUACAGCUGCUACAGCAAAUAGACUAACUAAGCAAAACAAAAAACUUUAACAAAACAAGGACUUAACCUCAAUUAUUACAUUCAAAGUAAAAGAGAAGGGGGAGCUAAAAAAAAGUAGGAAACAAUGAGCGCCUUAAAUACAACACCCGCCUCCGAACUGGUCACAGCCACUUGGUCUGCCUUAGUGGCACAACGUGCCAAUACCACCGAACCGUUUAUAGCCACCAGAGUUAUUUAUCAGCCGCCACCUCCUUACUUAACGACUGAGUAUAAUACCAUGACUUAUUCCACAAAUGCCCCAAUACCUGAAACGGAAGGAGAUGACAUUAUUAAUAAUAAAUUGGUACAAAUAUUCUUCUGCAUCCUAUACUCAACGGUGUUUGUAUUGGGGGUCUUUGGCAAUGUAUUGGUGUGCUAUGUGGUGCUGCGCAACAAGGCCAUGCAGACAGUGACAAAUAUCUUCAUAACAAAUCUGGCUUUAUCCGAUAUAUUACUAUGCGUUUUGGCGGUACCGUUUACGCCUCUAUACACGUUCAUGGGUAGAUGGGCCUUUGGUCGUACCCUGUGUCAUUUGGUGCCCUUUGCUCAGGGUUGUAGCAUCUACAUAUCUACCCUAACACUUACAUCCAUAGCCAUCGAUCGCUAUUUUGUGAUAAUAUAUCCAUUUCAUCCGCGCAUGAAACUUUCCACUUGUAUAGGCAUAAUCAUUAGCAUAUGGGUGAUAUCCUUGCUGGCCACUUUGCCGUAUGGCAUGUAUGUGAGGGUGUUUUCCGGUGAUGCAAUGCAGUCUGGCUCAAAUGAAACUUCUGCAUAUAAUUACACCAGUUCCGACAAUAUAUCCUAUGACUACCAGCGUAAUUUUGAUUCCCAUAUGCAGGCGGUUAACACCAACAAUAAUAUGGUUUUAGGCGAAACGAUACCCUUUUCUCCCAGUUACUGUGAGGAGAAUUGGCCUUCGGAACGUUAUCGCAAAGUAUUUGGUUCUGUUACCACCAUUUUGCAAUUUGUUUUGCCCUUUAUCAUUAUAUCCAUUUGUUAUAUAUGGAUUUCCAUUAAACUAAAUGCUCGCGCAAAGGCCAAGCCCGGCUCGAAGUCGUCACGCAAGGAAGAGGCCGAUAGAGAUCGUAAGAAACGCACCAAUCGCAUGUUAAUUUGUAUGGUGGGUGUAUUUGGUCUUUCCUGGCUGCCCAUAAAUCUGGUCAAUAUAUUCGAUGACUUCUAUGUUAAAUCCAAUGAAUGGCCUUUUUAUACACUAUUGUUUUUCGUGGCCCAUUCCAUAGCCAUGUCCUCCACCUGCUACAAUCCUUUUCUCUACGCCUGGUUAAAUGAAAAUUUCCGCAAAGAAUUUAAACAUGUCUUGCCCUGCUUUAACCCUUCAAACAACAACAUUAUCAACAUAACCAGAGGCUAUAAUCGUUCGGAUCGUAAUACAUGUGGUCCUCGUCUUCAUCACGGCAAUGGUGGUGGUGGCACUGCCACCCGUGGCAGUAGUCUCGAUAAUGAUGAUCAAGAUGAUGGCAAUGCCAUUACCCAAGAUACCUGCAUAACUAAAGAUAAAUUACUCAUAAUACCCCGUGAACCCACCUAUGGUAAUGGUAAUGCUGCUCUCUCACCCUGCCUGGAGCGGGGAGUUAAUGUUUCUUUGGUGCAAUGCAGUAAACAGGUUGAAAUUCUACUAAAUGACAACGAUAUUAGACAUCAUCAUCAUCACAAUAGUCGUCGUAAUCGUCAUCAUAGAGACGAUGAUGAUGUUGAUUCGUGUGAUGAACAAACUAUCGAAAUGCGUUUCAAUGAGACUCCGUUUAUAAGUUCGGAUAAUACGACUGCUAUUAGUAUUAUGGAGACGAGUACGAGCAACGAUCGUAGCGGCAGUAGUGAAAGGGAUUAUCGAUGUAACUGAGGAAGGAUUAUUGAAACACAUUUCUAGAUAAACCAUGCACUUACAGCCACAAAAAAUUCAAGGGAAAUUUUUUAAUAAAUUUUUUGGAAAAAAAAACUGAAAAAUCUCUACAAAUGUACAAGAAUAAAAGUAAACUUAUAUAAUUAAAUUUAAAGGAAAAAUAGUUUUUAAUUAGCAACGAAGUAUAUAAUUAAAAAAAAUUAGAAAUAUUUAAAUAUAAGAUAAAAUAAUAAAUAAAUUUAAGUGAGUUAAAUUAAAACAAAAAAUAAAUUUAACUAAUAAAACCAUGUGUAAAUAUGUUUUAUUUUAGUCUCUUAAUUAAGCUCCCAAAUGUAUGCAAUUUAAUGUAGUUUAUUGAGCCCCGUUUUGAUAGACUAUAAAAUAUUUGCUUAAUUGUUUAAAACACACAAACAGUUACAAAUUAGUAAAGGCGAAAAACAAAAGCAAAAAAACAUUAUAAGCAAACAUCAUUAUUAGACUAUCAUUAUUAUGAAUACAUUAUUUUGCAUAAUAUUUUGAAAACAACAACAACAAAAACUUUUUUGUAAUUAUUAACAAAUAUUUAGUUGUUUGUGUUUUUCCACUAAAUAUUAUAGAAAUUGUUAAAAAUAUUUAAAAUUUGUCUAGUAGUUAUUAGAAUAUAAUAUUUAUGAAAUUGUAGGCAAAACUAAAAUUAAAUAUAAUAUAAUAAAUACUCAUUAUAAAACAAACAAAAGUUGCUGUAUAUUUUAAGGGGGUUUUUAUAUAAUCGGUUUAAAUUUACAAUUUAAAAACAAAAUGGCUGUUGAAUUAAAAACAAAAAUAUAAUUAGAAAUGUCAAUGUUACAAAAAAUAAAAAAAAUAAAAGUAAACUAAUUUAUAUACACACAACAACAACAAAAACAAACUAAAACCCUAAAACUAUACUAUAAAUAAUGAAAAUCCUGGCAGUCUUAAAGUAUGCUAAGCAUUUUCUAUAUAUAUUUAAUUUAAAUUAAAAAAAAAACUAAAUGUAAUUAAAAAAACUAUUACUACAACUAAAACAACAACAAAGAAAGUAUUCUAGUCUUGUCAUUAACCAUUUUGAUGGAUUAACUUUUUACAAAAACAUACAAACACACAAAUACUAAUCAUAGAUUAGUUUACCUACACUUAUACUUAGUUGUUUACAAAAAAUACAAAUAAUUUUAAGAAUUUCAAAGAAAAUGCUGGAAGAAAUUCUUUUUUUCUUAAAUAUAAGUGUAAAAAUUAGUUAAAUUAUUUGUAAUGUUAAAGAAAUUUUUAUAAAAAA
Messenger RNA from Lucilia sericata (common green bottle fly), 3978 nucleotides. RefSeq names its product neuropeptide Y receptor type 2 (gene sNPF-R). Lineage: Eukaryota; Metazoa; Arthropoda; Insecta; Diptera; Calliphoridae. The record is from RefSeq and is a predicted model, not a curated record. Gene Ontology annotation, molecular function: neuropeptide binding; neuropeptide Y receptor activity. Gene Ontology annotation, biological process: G protein-coupled receptor signaling pathway. Gene Ontology annotation, cellular component: neuron projection; plasma membrane. The transcript has 3 exons. The coding region runs from base 933 to 2708 and encodes 591 amino acids.